AAGCUGCUCUUUUCUUUUUUUGCCCUCCUCACAGAGUCGUUUGACAACAUUGUUGCCAACUGGAAAAAGUCAUGCUACACAUCCGAUCUUAACUCAGAAACUGAGUUAAGAAACUCCAGCACAGAAACUCCGGGAAAGAGAGUCAGGAAAAAGAAAAUAUACUCUUCCUCUGAACAAGAAGAAGAAGAAGAACCACAACCUGCCAAAUUAAAACUUGCAAAUGCACCAAGGCCCCCAGCCCCACCACAAAGACAGAAACAUGGUUCAAAAAAUAACGCACCUACCAUGCAACAAGAUGCAUCAAGGUGGCCCAUGUCCAACCAGUGUACAUGGGCAGAUGCUUCUCAUGGGACAGCACAAGGCCAGGGCGUCCUACCUCAUGUCAGUGCAUAUACCAUGCAACAAGAGCCAUCAAGGUGGCCCAUGUCUGACCAGUGUACAGGACAAGGCCAGGGGGUUCUACCUCAUGUCAAUGCACCUACCGUACAACGAGAUCAAUCAAGGUGGCCCAUGUCCAACCAGUGUACAUGGGCAGAUGCUUCUCAGUGUACAGGACAAGGCCAGGGCGUCCUACCUCAUGUCAAUGCACCCACCAUACAGCAGGGACUGUCAAGGCGGUUCAUACCCAAUCAGUGCGCACCUGUAGACAGAACUGUCCUGGAGGCACUGAGAGAGAUGGACCUGAAGAUAAAUUACCUGACAUCUCUUGUAGAAUCUCUUGUGGGUGGACGUCGAAUUUUGCCCCCACAACAGCAAGACGAUGAAGACAUGAAUGUCAUCCCUCUGGAUUCAGUAGAAGCCCUAGAACAUUUAGAAGAAAGGCUUCUGAGCAAUGGACUGAAGCAAAGGAUGAUUAACAUGCUGUCACUAAGUGGUGGACAUACCAUGAAAAAGACAAUCUGGAGAAUUGCCAGCAAGGUGUUCACCCCCAACCUUGCGAAAAACCUUAACUGGUGCGGCAGGGGAGACAAGCGAGGUCUAAAACAAACCGCAUGUGGACAAGUUAUUAUUGCUGCCGUGAUGAAAAAUCCAGUGCUGCCAGCGCCGACUGAAGCAGAAGCGGAGAACUGCUUAAAGAAUUACUUGCGGCUGGCACCAGGAAGGAGACUUUAAAUUACAUUUUAUUUAGUAGUUAAUUGCUAUUUUUGUUUUGUUAUUUGUGUUCAUUGUAAUUAUUAUUCUAAUGUUUAUUUAUCAUAUCUAAAAAAUUUGAUUCAUGAAUUCAUAUUUCACUUAAUUUUGUGUCAA
Molecule: messenger RNA, 1248 nt
Organism: Trichomycterus rosablanca
Lineage: Eukaryota; Metazoa; Chordata; Actinopteri; Siluriformes; Trichomycteridae
Exons: 9
Coding region: 286-1113 (275 amino acids)
Source: RefSeq, a predicted model, not a curated record